Molecule: messenger RNA, 2850 nt
Organism: Panicum virgatum (switchgrass)
Lineage: Eukaryota; Viridiplantae; Streptophyta; Magnoliopsida; Poales; Poaceae
Exons: 13
Coding region: 1-1380 (459 amino acids)
Source: RefSeq, a predicted model, not a curated record
AUGUCUGCACGUGGAAGCCUCGCCAUGCCGGCGCUGGACGACGACGACGACGCCGCCGCCGGGGACGUCGUCAAGGUGCACUACCGGUUCUCACUUCUCCGUCAUGGCGGUCCGCCGCGUCGUCGACUCGCUCUCCCCGGAGGAGGAGGAGUGGUCCGAUCCAUCGGGUUCGGGGGCCUGCUCCACCUCACCCGCUACGGCAGGCUGGACCGCCAUUUCUCCGCGUGGCUCGUCAACCAGCUGGUGGCCGCGGCCCCGGCGCCGGGCGCGCCCGCAGCGCCCGUGUUCCUGAUGGCCGACGGCGCGGGCGCGGAUGUCCCGAUCACGGCGCGCGACGCGCACGAGGUCCUGGGCGUCCCCGCCGGCGAGCGGCCGGUCGGGCGCGACCCCGCGGACGCGGACACGGCCGCCGUCCGCCGCGCGCUCGGCAACAUGCAGCCGACGCUGCUGGUCGCCGAGGCCGUCCUGGGCCAGAGGAAGGCGCGGCCGAUGACGCAGCCCGAGCGGGACUCCUUCGUGGUCGCCUUCGUCCUCUUCGUGGUGGGGCACUUCCUCGCCCCGCCGUCGGCGGGCCGGCGCGAGAAGGUGAACGCCGAGAUAUUCCACGCGCUCGUCGACCCGUCGCCGUCGGAGGUGCGCCGCUUCAACUGGGCCGAGUACGUCCUGCACGAGCUCCGCCACUGCGCCGUCCGCGCCCGGCAGCAGGUCGCCGACGGGUGCCCCAAGAUCCUGCUCUCCGGCUGCCUCCUUUUCCUCCAGAUUCUGUACUUGGACCGAUUGGAUUUGGCGGCGGUCGGAUGCGGGGAGCCCCGUCGGCGUGAGGUGCAGCCCCGCGUGGCCGCCUUCUGCAACGACACUCUUCAUCAGCUCAUCGAGCUCGACCGGAAACCUGAAUGGCGUGAGGGUGGCCUCAAGCAGUUUGGCAAGCUCAAGUUCGUUGUGGCUCGACCGGCACAAAACAUUGACUCGGGGAGCAGCUCCAAGGGGCUUCAACCAUGCCGCAACUCCUUUGAUUCAGCACAGCAUGAGAAUACAAAUAUGGACAAGAUUAUGGAUGAAUUCGAAUGCUUCAAGCUUUUUAUGAAGAUGGAGAACCGUAGUGGACUGCUCAGUAAACUUCUGAAUGACAGCACAGGCAGUGCAGGUAGUAAUAAAGGGGCACAACAUCAACCAUUUUCUGAGCAGUUUUUUCCAGGGAGCAAUGCAUCAGGCCAACGUGAAAAUGGUCCUUUGGACCUGAAUUUGACGCCAAGAAGGCUUGUUGACUCAAAUAUCCUCAACCCUGUUCGAUGCAAUGUUGAAACAGAUGCUGCCGAAGGUAAUCACCCAGACACUAUGGGCUUCGAUGCUGGAUUGCUGGCAACUCUGCUCCCUGGGUAGUAUCAAAGUCAAACAACAAGGAGAUAUGUGCGAAUCUGGGGCCAAAAUCUCAAUGUGAAGUUCCAUCAAAGAAACGAACUCGACUGGAGUUUUCUACUAGUGAAGGAACCAAAUGUGCAUCAGACCAUGAUGUGAUACAGGCAGCUUCACCCUCAGCAAGACAGCCCACUGUUCACGGGACAUCAUGCCAAACAUAUUCGGACAAUCCCAAAGAUCUCUUUGUCAUUGGCACUGCUACUUUUGAGUCUGAAGCGCGGUGUGCUCCGAGCAGCAAGAGUAUGAAACUAAUGACAAAUGACCAUUUCGGACGCUCACCCUUUGACAUGAAGCUGAUCCACCCACAACCACCCCGGAAAGAUGCAGAAGCAUGCUUCAAGUGGCUAGUAGCAUGCAGCAGUGCCGAUGAUCAGCUCAAUUGGGCAUGGGUCGUCCACGAGGAACCUACAUCCAUCAGAGUAGCUGGAGCGAGAAUGAAGCCCCAGAUGAUUUGUGGUGGAGAACUAAAAGCAGACGUGUGCAAUCUAGUGACGCGUUUGUACAGCCAGCUGGAUGACCAGGUUUAUGUAAAUAAUGGUACUAGAGACCCAAGAUGGCGUCAUUUCCUUCCGGCAGAUUGGGCUUUACUAGCCCUGCAGCAUGGCAGCAAUAUCUGCAAGUCAUCACCAGCAGUAGUAUCAAUGUUUUCCGGUUCACACAUCACAUAUGACGUGGAGCUCUGCAGGAUGGUUAUUGCACCAGUAGAGCUGGAGGGUGCAUGGUCCUGCUAUGUGUGGGACUUCAUGGAGAAGAAGCUCAGCAUCCUUGACCCGCUCUUGAGCCGCUAUGGCGGCAAUGAGCCUGUGAUAAGGAUCAAGCACUCUAGAGCGGCACCGCUUCUCCUCGACGCCCUCCUUGCCUGCAGAUCGCAGUAUUGUAACUCCCGUGGCUACGGCGACCAGGAGCUGAACCUCAACAGCUGGGCCACAAAAAUCCUUGGGAAUUUUGGAGGAACACGCACGUUCCACAAGCAUAACACGGGCAUGUACACGCUGUUCUACGCCAGAGAAUUCGACGGCAAGGAUCUUCACCAGAAAGCAGGUGUGAGAACGAUCCAAUACCUUCGCCGCGACCUGCUAUAUCAGCUCCUCACCAUGCGUGGCAACAUUGGCCGCCGUAUCAUUAGUUGCCCAGUCACAGCGCCAUGAAUCGGACAGCUAUGUACUCUGUAGUUGCGAGUAUAGUUUUUUUUCGCGACCGUGCCUGAGCACGUAUUUCAUUAAAAGAAAGAGUUGCGAGUAUAUUCUAUGAUGUCACUGCAUUAUUCCCUAAGCCGACGACCUGAGUUGUUUUGUGUUAAACAGAAAAUACGUGUAUUCCUAUCCAUCCUUCUUUCACUGUUAGAAGCGUUAUAGGUUUUGAGCAGUAGUCCUGUGAAGUGAUCACCGAAUCUGUAUCUAAGGUUUUCAAUAACAUGCCUAAGUCCAUUCUCAA